Lachancea dasiensis is the source of this 1608-nucleotide messenger RNA. The record is from the annotation of a GenBank genome assembly. NCBI's taxonomy places the organism in Eukaryota, Fungi, Ascomycota, Saccharomycetes, Saccharomycetales, Saccharomycetaceae.
AUGACAAAUUUGCUGCCCCGUCACGGCGAAACUCACUUCGCCAACAUACCGUACGGGUAUUAUGCAUUGUUAGUGUGCGUCGCAUUUGUACUUAAUGUUAUUGCUGCUCGACUCGUACUUGCAGAUCGACCAACAUCAUGUAAUCGCUGGUACCACUCGGUAAUCCGCCAGUGGUACAACGCUUCGCCGUUGGUCGGUCUUGUAACGCUGUUCGUACCGUUAAUGAUACCGUUCGUCCAUCAUUACAGUAUCUGGGAGCAUGCAACUGUCUACUUGAAAAGAUUGGGAAGACUGAGCUAUGUUCUAGCGACACUGAACCUAUUCCUCACUCUGCGGCCAAAUCUUUUACUCCCCCGGUAUGUAUAUUUGGAACUAGUGCCACUUCACAAAUGGGUAUCGCGGUCUAUAUUCUUUCUGGCAUUUUUGCAUGGCCUGGGGUUCUUGAUUUGGUGGGCCGUAACAUCUGAAGUUUCCGUGUUUGAGAAUGCUGCUCGUAAUGUAUGGAACCUUGUGGGAGUUGUCGACUUGUUCCUAUUGACCUUCCUGGUUUUAGUUUCAAUCAAGCCGAUGCGCAGGCUGAGCUAUCGCUUUUUUUACCUAACGCACACUGUCGUUUCUUGGGCGUUUGUAUUUCUCACGGCCUUGCAUGCGAGGCCCGGGGUGUUCGCUCCAUUCACUAUCAUUAAUAGUGGAUUACUUUUCCUUCACAUCAUCUCAAAAACCGUCUAUGCGCGGGCUGUUGAACUUAAUGCUGCUGAUACUGAACCUGAAAGAUCAUCAGGACUGGUAAGAAUUUCUUUGCAGCGCAAAGCAAUGCCUGACUUUUUUCCUCCGGGAUGCCAUUUACGCAUUUCUCCUUACAGACGAUUUAACCCAUUGUACUACUUGUUACCGUCACAUCCAUACACUGUUGCUUCUCUUCCUAGUGAUAACACCGUAGAAUGUAUCGUGAGAGAGCAUGUCAGAGGUUUCAAAUUGCUGACGGGUCUGAGGUACACGGUCCAAAACCACUACGAAUCUGUCCCACGCAAAUGCCUUGAAAGUGCCACUCGGAUAGCAAUAGUCUGCGGCGGAAGUGGAAUUUCAUUCGGCUUGCCACUCUUCCAAUAUUUUGCAGAUAGUGAGCGUGCUACUGAAAUCAGACACCUACAAUUUAUUUGGCUUGUACGAGACAAAAACGAUCUUUCGGUCCUUGCAGGAAUGAGCAGUUUGAAGUCAAACGACCCUCGAUUUCAUAUAUAUGUCACCAGAAACCUUCCAAAAGAUGACACUGAUACUAGUGCAUCAAAGACUGAAAUCGGUUCCUCUGGUCCCGAACCUCGUCACGAUGAUUUGGAAUUUGAGCUAGACUCUCUAGAUAACCAGCUGGAUCAGAAUGGAGCUUUCUUGCGAGAGGAAGGCACCGGUUCAAAAUUGACCGAUGCUGCCUCCACGGUUCAUUUAGGAAGAAAGCUUGAUUGGGCUGCAGAUUUGGCUCAACUAGUGCACGAAGAUGCUUUGGAAACAACCUGGCUAGUGGCUUGUGGCCCCACUGGUCUAAAUGAUGCAGCGAAGAGGUACGCAUUCCAAAACAAAAUUAAUUUGGCCUCCGAAAGAUAUGCUCUAUAA